Molecule: messenger RNA, 957 nt
Organism: Cygnus atratus (black swan)
Lineage: Eukaryota; Metazoa; Chordata; Aves; Anseriformes; Anatidae
Product: olfactory receptor 14A16-like
Exons: 1
Coding region: 1-957 (318 amino acids)
Biological process (GO): G protein-coupled receptor signaling pathway
Cellular component (GO): membrane
Molecular function (GO): G protein-coupled receptor activity; olfactory receptor activity
Source: RefSeq, a predicted model, not a curated record
AUGUCCAACAGCAGCUCCAUCACCGAGUUCCUCCUCCUGGCAUUCGCAGACAAGCGGGAGCUGCAGCUCCUGCACUUCGCACUCUUCCUGGGCAUCUACCUGGCUGCCCUCCUGGGCAACGGCCUCAUCCUCACAGCCAUAGCCUGCGACCACCGCCUCCACACCCCCAUGUACUUCUUCCUCUUCAACCUCGCCCUCCUCGACAUGGGCUGCAUCUCCACCACUCUCCCCAAAGCCAUGGCCAAUUCUCUCUGGGACACCAGGGCCAUUUCCUACACAGGAUGUGCUGCCCAGGUCUUUUUCUUUUUCUUUUUCUUUUCAGCAGAGUAUUCUCUUCUCACUGUCAUGUCCUAUGACCGCUAUGUUGCCAUCUGCAAGCCCCUGCACUACGGGAGCCUCCUGGGCAGCAGAGCUUGUGCCCAGAUGGCAGCAGCUGCCUGGGGCAGUGGAUUUCUCCAUGCUGUGCUGCACACUGCUAAUGCAUUUUCUCUGACACUUUGCCAAGGCAAUGCUGUGGACCAGUUCUUCUGUGAAGUUCCAAAGAUCCUCGAGCUCUCCUGCUCAAACUCCUACCUCAGGAAAGUCUGGAUAAUUAUGGCUGGAUUCUGUUUAGCGUCUGGGUGUUUUGUUUUCAUCGUGCUGUCCUAUGUGCAGAUUUUCAGGGCUGUACUGAGGAUGCCCUCUGAACAGGGACAGCACAAAGCCUUUUCCAUGUGCCUCCCCCACCUGGCCGUGGUCUCCUUGUUUCUCAGCAUGACCAUAUUUACCUACCUGAAAUCUCCCUCCAUCUCACCAUCUCUGGACCUGGUGGUAGCAGUUCUGUACUCAGUUGUGCCACCAGCAUUGAACCCCCUCAUCUACAGCAUGAGAAACAAGGAGCUUAAGAGUGCUGUUAGGAAAGUGAUUGCAUGGAUAUUUCUGAUUAGUGAUAAAUUUCCCCUCUAUCUACACAAAUGA